This is a messenger RNA of Monoraphidium neglectum, 486 nucleotides long. RefSeq lists its product as hypothetical. Gene Ontology annotation, molecular function: RNA binding. The transcript has 2 exons. Bases 1 to 486 code for a protein of 161 amino acids. The record is from RefSeq and is a predicted model, not a curated record. NCBI's taxonomy places the organism in Eukaryota, Viridiplantae, Chlorophyta, Chlorophyceae, Sphaeropleales, Selenastraceae.
AUGCAGGCACUCGCCGCAGCGCCCGCGGCCGCGUCCGCGGCCGCGCCCGCCGCGCCCGCCGGCGUGGCGGACGCCGAUGCGGCGUUUCCCUACGCACUGCCCGACGCGGGCGACGACACGUGGGGCGGCGCCGGCGCCGGCGCCGCCGCGGAGGCGCGGCGCAGCGCGAGCGGCGCGUGCAACAUCAGCAGUGAGCCCAGCAACAAGCUGUUUGUCGGCAACAUUGGCUGGUGGGUCAGCGAGGAGGACCUGCACGCGUGGUUCAACCGAUUCGGCACCAUCACCGGCGUCAAGAUUAUGUACAACUCGCGCAAGAUGCACAAGCCCAAGGACAAGUGGCGCAGCCGCGAGUACGGCUUUGUCGACUUUGCGACGCCGGCGGAGGCUGCGCGCGCCAUCGUGUGGAUGGACGGGGCCGAGAUCCCCGAACUCAUGAAGGAUCGGGCGGGCAUCAUAGUGCAGUACGCGAAGCCCGCCAACGACUAA